CUCGCGAUCCCCAGCCCCCAUGUCUCGCGCGGCGGGAGCGCCGUCGUCUACUAUGUCGUGCAAUCCGCUACGGACCCCAGUGUCAGCUACACCGUCUUCUGGCAGCGGCUGCACAAGCCAAAUGCAGGUGCAGCUUCGAUCAAAGAUGGCCAAGAGCAAGGCCACGAUCAAGACGAGACCAGCACAACGGCGCCGCACUGCCACGCACGACGCAGCAGGCUGAUACCGUCUGCCCUGCGCCAACCUCCGCAUUGUCCCUGCCCUGCUUUCACGGUGCGCGCCUAUGGGCCUGGAAUUGCAGCCAAAAGUGCUGGGCUCACUGUUCAUGGACAGCGUGCAGCAGCAGAAGCUGCUUCUAUCGAUGCCGAGCUGCGGCCGGGUGAAGGCGAAAGGGAGGGGACGCAUCGCAGGGCAGGGCAGGCUCUCACUGCGUCUGCCGCUGCUUUUUCGGGCACAUCAGCUGCGCAAGGGUCUCCCUUUCUCAUGUGUAAGCAUCUCCUCGCAGCUCGACUCGCAGAUCGGCUGGGUAAAUCGAGGCCAGUGGACGGCAUCUCGUGGGAUCAUCUCGUCGCUGCGCUGGCUGGCCGGAGCGUAGAUUCCCUUGGGAGCAUCACAUGA
Molecule: messenger RNA, 618 nt
Organism: Tilletiaria anomala UBC 951
Lineage: Eukaryota; Fungi; Basidiomycota; Exobasidiomycetes; Georgefischeriales; Tilletiariaceae
Exons: 2
Source: RefSeq, a predicted model, not a curated record